Messenger RNA from Diversispora eburnea, 849 nucleotides. Lineage: Eukaryota; Fungi; Glomeromycota; Glomeromycetes; Diversisporales; Diversisporaceae. The record is from the annotation of a GenBank genome assembly.
AUGUCGAAUAAAAAAGAUAUAUCGAAAGAACGAAUUAUUUUGAACGUGGGUGGAAUUAAAUACGAAACGUAUCGAUCGACACUAACCGAAUACCCAGACACAAUGUUAGGUACAAUGUUUAGUGAGAGAAAUACGAAAUUAUUACAUCCGGUAAAUGGAAAUGAAUAUUACAUUAAUCGAAAUGGAAGAUUAUUUUAUUAUAUAUUACAAUUUUAUCGUACGCGAAAAAUACCUUGUAUUGAUAAAGUAAAAACAACAAUACCAAUAACACAAAAACAAUUAAAUGCCGAACUUGAUUUUUUUAUGAUUCCUCGUCCUAAACAAAUUUCUACUCAAAAACCUCAAUGUGUUCAAAAACUUUCGCUUAGAAGUAGAACCAUUGCUACAGAACUUGACAAAUUCAUUCAUGCUCUUAAAACGGCUUUGAAUACAGUAAUUAAUUACUUUCAAAAGCGGUUCAUAAUGUCAGAAGGAGGACAAGGAUUUAAUAUAACCUUGGAAAUAUCAUUCUACGCGUCAGAUAAAAUACCUCAUUUAAUCACGGUUUUACCCACCAUAAUUGGAAAAUCACCAGUACCACUUAUAACUCCUAUAUUUGAAGAACAUUCUUUCGGUACUAAGGCAUAUGUGUUGUUAAAUAAAUUUGGUGAUAAAAUUGGAGAUUAUUUAGAAGCUUUAUAUCCAGGAUUAUAUUGGGAUCUUCAAUGGUUAGAACAUUGUAGCGAUGGAACACAAUUAGUAGAUGGUAUGUUCAGAGUGAAAAUGUCAUUAUGUGAUAAAUUUGAUUAUGAAGAUAUAAUUCACAAUUGUUGUUUAAGUACUACUACUCUAAAGUAUUAUAAGUAUUGA